AUGGGUAAGACGCGUGGUAUGGGAGCCGGGCGCAAGCUGCGCAACCACCGGCGCAACCAACUGUGGGCGGACAAGCAGUACAAGAAAAGCCACCAGGGCAACGAGUGGAAGAAACCCUUUAUGGGCUCGUCCCACGCCAAGGGCAUCGUGCUCGAGAAGAUUGGUAUUGAGGCGAAGCAGCCCAACUCCGCCAUUCGUAAGUGCGCGCGAGUGCAGCUGAAAGAACGGCAAGAAGAUCGCCGCGUUCGUGCCCAACGACGGUUGCCUCAACUUCAUCGAGGAGAACGACGAGGUGCUCAUUGCUGGAUUCGGCCGUAA
Closterium sp. Yama58-4 is the source of this 318-nucleotide messenger RNA. Lineage: Eukaryota; Viridiplantae; Streptophyta; Zygnematophyceae; Desmidiales; Closteriaceae. The record is from the annotation of a GenBank genome assembly.